Molecule: messenger RNA, 2889 nt
Organism: Cyprinodon tularosa
Lineage: Eukaryota; Metazoa; Chordata; Actinopteri; Cyprinodontiformes; Cyprinodontidae
Gene: cog4
Product: component of oligomeric golgi complex 4
Exons: 19
Coding region: 40-2379 (779 amino acids)
Source: RefSeq, a predicted model, not a curated record
CACACUGCUGACGUUGACGCUUUUCUUUAAUGGCGGAAGAUGGCUGACAGCGGAGCUCUCAUGUCUGUAGGAGCUCUGGCAGCGCAGAGGACCGACUCCGGCGCCCUUUCGUCCGUUAGCAUGGAAACGAUCUCCGGGCUAACGGAGCUGGAGGAUCUGGAGCGGGUUUAUCAGCAGCUCUGUACCGAGGAGAAAGAAGUUGAAGCUGAGCUGGACAGGCUGGUGGGACAGGAGGGGAACAUCCACAAUAAGAUGCUGGCACUGCAGAGGAUGGGACCCAAUCUACAGCUGAUUGGAGGAGACGCCAGUCAGCUGUCGGGGAUGAUCACAUUCACAUGCAGUCUUGCUGAAAAUGUCAGCCAGAAAGUUAGACAGCUAGACCUGGCAAAAACACGGCUUUAUAACGUCAUCCAGCGAGCUGACGAUAUCUUGGACCUGAAGUUCUGCACUGACGGCGUACAGACGGCGCUGCGUAAUGAAGAUUACGAACAAGCUGCAGCGCACAUCCAUCGAUACCUUUCUCUGGACCAAUCGGUGAUUGAGCUGAGCCGUCAGGGAGAAGAACGCAGCGCUGUGGAUGCCAGUUUAGUGACCCUGCAGGAGGCAGAACAAAAGCUGAAGGUGAUUGUUGCAGAGAAGCUUGAUGAGGCUGUAGCAAAAGUCGACCUGGCUCAAGUGGAGAGGUUCUUCAAGAUCUUCCCUCUUCUGGGCCUCCACCAGCAGGGUCUCGCCCGAUUUGGUCAAUACCUUUGCAGUCAGCUCGCCUCCAAAGCUGAGGAGAACCUGCUGCUGGCGACAGGAGGUGAUGUGGGGGAGAAGAGAGCUCUGCUGGUAUUUGCAGACACGUUAACACUGCUGCUGGAAGGUAUCGCCCGUGUAGUAGAGACCCAUCAGCCCAUAGUGGAAACAUAUUAUGGUCCAGGUCAUCUGUACACUCUCAUCACUCACCUGCAGCAGGAAUGUGACCGCCAGGCGCAGAAAAUCGUCGACACGUUCAUCAAGCAAAGAGGAUACCACAACAAGUUCCAGGUUGUCCAGAGCAGCAUGAUGAAGAGCGUACCAGCAGAGCGGAUCGAGCCAAGGGAGCUUGACCCCGUACUGUCAGAAGUAACCCUGAUGAACGCCCGGGCAGAGCUCUACCUGCGCUUCCUGCGUCGCCGAAUAAUGGCCGACUUUGAAGUUGGAGAUGCUCAGAGCAUCACGCAGGAGCACCAACAGAAUUUGGAGAAGCUAAUCAAACACUGUUUACUGAGCACCAUGAUUCAAGAGCUGAUUGGAUACUACAUCCCAAUGGAGGAAUACUACAUGAGAGAGUCCGUUAACAAGGCUGUCACCAUGGACACAUAUGAGAAGGGUCAGCUGACCAGCAGCAUGGUGGAUGACUGUUUCUACAUUGUUAAAAAGUGCAUCAGCAGAUCAUUAUCCAGCUCCAAUAUAGACUGCCUCUGCGCCAUGAUCAACCACGCCAACUCAUUGCUGGAGACUGACUUCAGAGAGGUGUUGUACAACAGGCUGCGUCAGGGCUUCCCAGCUACGACGCUUCAGGACAUCCAGCGGGGAGUCAGCAGUGCGGUGAGCCUGAUGCAGAGCAGCUUACAGCAGGGGAAGUUUAAUACGCUGGGCAUCGAGAGCACCGAGAAUGCCAAGGCUGCGUUCCUGGUCACUUUGAAUAAUGUGGAGGUUUGCAGUGAAAAUAUCACUACUCUAAAGAGAAACCUGGAGAAUGACUGCUCCAAGCUGUUUAGUCAGGGGAUUGGAUCUGGUGAAAAAGCAAAGAUCGAGAGUUGUUUGUCUGACCUGGUCAGCACUUCUGCAAAGUUCAAGGAUCUAUUACAGGAGGGUCUAACAGAGUUAAACACGACAGCUGUAAAGCCACAAGUCAAACCCUGGAUCAGCAGCUUUUUAUCCAUCUCCCACAACAUAGAGGAGGAGGAGUUUAAUGAUUAUGAAGCGAACGACCCCUGGGUGCAGCAGCUCAUCGUCAACCUGGAGCAGCUCAUGGCAGAAUUUAAGGCAGCCCUUUCUCCUGUAAUCUAUGACACUUUGACGAGCCUGAUGACCAGCUUGAUCUCUGUUGAACUGGAGAAGACUGUGCUCAAAUGCUCAUUUAGCAGGCUCGGAGGGCUGCAGUUUGAUAAAGAGCUUCGGUCUCUGGUGGCGUACCUAACCACUGUCACCACCUGGACCAUCAGAGACAAGUUCGCCCGCCUAACGCAGAUGGCCACCAUCCUCAACUUGGAGCGGGUGACGGAGAUCUUGGAUUACUGGGGUCCUAACUCAGGCCCACUGACAUGGCGGCUGACUCCCGCGGAGGUGCGUCAGGUUCUGGCAUUGCGGAUUGACUUCAGAAGUGAAGAUAUCAAGAGGCUGCGACUUUAGAUCAAGAGGCAACGGCUUUUAGCGAUGGGGAAGAAAGACCCACCUGAUGCAUAUGGAAAAAACAAAAACUCUUAACAGAUGUGUGCACAACACAAAACAAAACCCCUGUUUGUUCCUCAGUGCUUUUUUCUUUGCAGUUUGGCCAGCUGAUCCCAGUCUGCAUCAGUUCCAGCUGAGCUUUAAGAGACACGGGGUUUCACAGCAGUGAUGGCAAACAGUUUGAUCCUAAUUAACUGUAAAAUGUUUAAUUAAAAUUCUCAAUGUGUAACUGUAUCAGAGUAGAGUUGAAAUAUUUUUAACCUAAAACUGGCUGAGAGGAAAAACUGGGACACAUUGGGACUAUGGAGUGGAGCUGUGGGGCCAUGGGUGCAGCAGAGCAGUAAUGAACAUCCCAGCCAUUAAACUGACAGAAACAGGUCAGACAGCUGAUCCAGCCUAGUCAUUCAAUAUAUGAAUAGCUUCUUGCCGGUGAUGAUGGAACACUUUUAACCUAAUAAAUUGAGAGCUUGC